GUGUGGGAAGAGUUACCGGUUGGUUGGGUGGUUGCUUGCUUGUUUGUUUUUAGACCAACUCCCGGUGAGAGCAGCGUGCGGGCACGAUCCCGGCCGCGCAGCCGGGGGCGGAGGGGGCGAAACCGCCCGUGCCCCGGGGGCAGCGGGGCCGGGCCGGGCCGGGCGGCGCCGCGGGGCCGCAUGGAGGAGCGGCUGCUCCGCGCCCUCGGGGGGCUCCGGCUGCAGCCGCGGCCCCGUCGCGGCCGCUUCGGCAAGACGCUCGUCCUGCUGCGCGGCCUGCCCGGCUCCGGGAAGAGCACGCUGGCCAGACAACUGAAACGUGACUACCCCAGCGCUGUAGUUCUCAGUACUGAUGACUUCUUCAAUAGAAAUGGUGUGUACGUGUUUGAGCAUGACUUCCUGGAGGACGCGCACGAAUGGAACCAAGCAAGAGCAGACAAAGCAAUGAAGAAUGGGAAAAGCCCGGUUAUUAUUGAUAAUACCAACAUCCAUGCUUGGGAAAUGAAGCCGUAUGUGAUGAUGGCCCGUGAAAAUAGCUAUGAAGUUAUAUUCCGAGAACCAGAUACACCCUGGAAGUUCAAUGUUCAAGAACUGGCAAGAAGAAACAUUCAUGAUGUCCCUCGCCAAAAGAUACAGCGGAUGAAGGAGCAGUACGAACACGGCGUGACCUUCCACAGCGUUCUUCGGGCCCAGAAGCCGAACGGAGCUGAGCGGAGCACCGGGGCCCCCCAGGCGGGGGGUGGUCAUGGGGCCCAGCGCGCCCCCCGGGCGGCCCUCGCCGACAGGCGGCUGCGUGGGCCGCGAACAAACCUUGCGCCAGUUAAUUAAGGGAUGGAUUUCACGUCUGUUUUAAUCGUCAGGAUAUAAAUGUCUUUAUUUUUACAUUUUUCUAAAUUAUUUCUUAUUCUUGUAUUUUUCUACUAUAUUUCUAAUUUAGACUCUUUUAUCUUACAAGUCUUUAAAUGUCAGCGAACAAUAAUUUCACAGGUUUAUGUGACUGAACUAAGCCCACUGUACCCAGUACAGACUAUAACCCCCCACCCAAACCUUCUUCCACCACUAAAAUCCAGUCACAUUUAUGGUGAAAUUUGCUAGCUGUGCUUAUCACACUUUUUCUUUUUUUUUUUUUCUUUUUUUUUUUCUGCCUAGCUAUCUGUCACUAACAGAUAACACUAGAUAUUCUCAAAUUCUUUCUUUCAUCAGAGGCUAUGUGGCCAAGUCCUCCCCUGUGCAGCAGUCCCUUCUUGACAUUUUGCUUUUAGCCGGCUGCAUGUCUUGCGUGGCCUUUUGUCUCUUCCCACUCUACCAUGUCCAGGGCAUUACUGCUGGCUUUAAGAGAGGCAAAGUGAACCAUUUAAAAAAAAAAAAAAAAAAAGGUAGCUCUAAAAGACCUUAACAAGAUUUAACAGCAUUCCCUGUUCUACCUCAGCAUCUCUGCUGCCUUGAUUCAUGCUUUUCUCGCUUUAGCUCUUGCACAGCCAAAGUUUCUCCAGCCUUGAGAAAAGCUUUAAUGCUGAACCGAGCUCCUUGUCUUGCUGAGACUUGGGCUGGCAGGAGAGGCCGAGUUCAGCUGAGCCCGACACAAGGCCACAUGUGGAGGGUCUUGAAAGGAGCCGCUAGUGCUAGUCUAGCACUCAGGCAGGAGGAGGGCUACAGAAACAGCUCUAAGUAGUUGAAACACAUGUCUACAGAAUACCUGAAAUAACCUCAAGUACAAAUUCUAUUUCAGAAAAUGAUUACUUAAGAAGGGAGAAAGAAAAAAUGUGUACAUAGGGGGAGAAAUCAGCUCCUUCCACGACAAAGCACAGAGAAACCCACGUGGAUGGGGGAAUGGAUGAAAGAAAGAAGCUAUCUUGCACUAUUUUCUUUUGUCUGUAUGUUUAAAUCACACUGAUGAUUUCCGUAUCAGGAAGCCUCUGGAAGCAAUUUUUAAAACGCAGCAUUUGCAAUGACAAUUUUUUAAAGUAGGUGUGAAAUAUUAGAGAGCAGUUGUAGAAAGGGAUGGUAGUGCUUUAUUUUGCAGUAGGAAAUGAAGACAGCUAGCACUAGACAUUGAGAAGUGCAGGUAUAGCUGCAACUAAUUAGCAGUUUAGUGGAUAGAGAAGAGUUACGAGGCAUAAAGAAGUAUCAUGCUGUCACUGUGCUAAAGCAAAGCUGUCUGUAGGACUCUAAAGUAGUGGAUGUAUGGGAUAAAUUUUUUACUCAAGUAGCAUUUAAUGUAGUAGUGUCUUAAAGGGUCUCCAUCAUAAAUAAUUGUGACCGAAGGGGCCGAGGGAAGCUGGCUCAGCAGCAGCUGCUUGCAGCCCGUUACAAUUCUCUGGUCCUGCCACAACGUUCAGCCGUCCCCACGUCCCCCCAGGCUGGCAGGGGGAGCUGCUGGCCUCCUGCAGGAGCACGCGCCUUCGGCGGGCGUCUGGUAGGAGGCAGGAGGACAGGGCGGGCUGACUGCAAAAUCCCAGUGGAGGUGCAGCUCGGCUCGCUAGAGAGAGUAGAGAAAUUCCAGUUCUGCAAAGUCUCACUUGUUGAGCUUAAUGAGAACAAAGUAAUGAAUAAAAGUACUCGCUACUGCACUUCAGUAUUUUCCUGGCAGAAAGAACUCAUAAGUGACGAAAUUAAAGUAAGAUCAUUCUUUCCAUAAUGUCACUCAAAGUGGUACCUUUACUACAAAUGAGUAGUUUAGAAACAUUCAUAGUUACAGCUGUUUUCUAAAACUUUUAACACUAUGAGAAGUAUGAGGGAAAAACCAUUAUGAAAACUGUACUGAAAUUAAAGAGCAAUAUUCCAGAAUUAAAGUGUUAUGUUCUGGUUAUAAUGGAAUUAGGGAAUUGUUUUCACUUAUUUGGCACAGUACUACUGCAAUAGAUGUGCUCCAUAUUUACUUCUGACAGCCAAACAACUGUUCUAACAGAGGCAACAAAACUGAUGCUUUUACACAGAAACAAAAGAUCGUGGUAUAAUUUAGGAAUACAUCAGAAUCAAAGCAAUGGCUUAUAAAAUGUCAUUAAACCUUUGGCCACGCUAAUGCCUAUUGCAUCAUACGUAGCUAUGUGAGAAAUGUAUAAUUAUUCAACUCCAAUUUAUGGUAUCAGAUGAAAUGCCACUUACUUUGUUUUUGUAAUAUAUCUUUAUUAAAUACGAUCAGAAUUUAAUGUACAAAGUGUAAAAAUAAUUUGAAUUUGAAAUAUAUACAACACUGUAUACAUGCA
Messenger RNA from Dromaius novaehollandiae (emu), 3206 nucleotides. It is a transcript of the gene N4BP2L1, whose product is annotated as NEDD4 binding protein 2 like 1. Lineage: Eukaryota; Metazoa; Chordata; Aves; Casuariiformes; Dromaiidae. The transcript is spliced from 5 exons. Bases 181 to 828 code for a protein of 215 amino acids. The record is from RefSeq and is a predicted model, not a curated record.